AUGUCGCGUAACUCUAUCGCGAUGGGGUACAACAACCGUAUGAGCCAGCAAUUCCAAGGCACCCAGCACCAUGGUCGAGGUCGCAAGAAGGAAGACGAGAAUGACGCCCUCAUGCGUCUGCCCGAUAAAGAGAUUGCAGGAUGUAUCAACGACAUUGGUAUUCCGUUCAACCUCUCCGAUCUGGCUAAACCAAACCCCCAGCAAAUCCAGAUGGUGUUCGAAUGGUUUGCCGAGCUGCUCAUGAACACAACCCGGGAGACGGUGGAGCCUGCAAUGCAUGCAGCCGCAGAAGAUCUAUGUGGCGACUAUCCUGAUAUAGUUCCUAAUGAUACCCGUAAUCUUAUGGGUUUCUUUAUCAUGCUCCGAAAGCUGUUGGCUGAGUGCGGUGUCAACGACUUCACCUUCACAGAUUUGACUAAGCCGACACAUGAGCGACUUGUUAAAAUCUUAUCGUAUUUGAUAAACUUUGUUCGAUUCCGAGAAUCGCAAACAGCCGUGAUUGACGAACACUUCAACAAGACCGAGAAGACGAAAUCGCGCAUUGAGGAACUUCUUGCAGAAAACCAGGAAAUGGAAUUAAGGCUGAGGGAGAUGCGCCAGGACCUCCAGUCCAAUGAAGCGCAUGUGAGGGAGAAAGUUUCCCGAAACGAUGAGCUCAAGGCACGGUUAUUGGAACUGAGCCGGGAGCAGUCGCGAGUUGCAGAAACACUUGAUCGAGUUAAGACAGAAAGAGGUCGGCGGCAGCAGCAGUUGGAAGAGAAGACCGAACGAACCGUCCGUUCACGACAAGAAGCGGAGAAAUUGCGGCCUUAUGUGCUCGAAUCUCCCGCUACUCUCCAGUCAUCACUAGCUGAACUAUCUGAGAACCUGAUGCGUGAGAAAGCCUCUAUUGACGCGAUGGAGAGGCGAGCCCGCGCACUCCAGACAUCGUCGGACACGUUCACAGUUGUCUCCAACGAUGUACAGGGUUGCGUUAAAUUGCUCGAUGACAUUUCGACCGAACUGCAAAAAGAGGACGAAGAAGAGUCCCGAGCUGCUAGAACUACAGAGGCUAUCUCGGAUAGAGGGAAUAGCGUUCGCGAAGUGGAGCAAACCGAAAAGCUCUUGCAGCGUCAAAUGGCGCGUUGGGUCGAACGGAUUGAAACACUACAGAAGAAUGCACAGGAGAAAGCCGAACUUGCGCAGGCUCGCAUGGAGGAACUCCGUAGUGUUCAAAAACAACUUCGCGAUGAGCGUGCAGAAAAGCAACGUGAUAUGGAGCGGAGACGUAUUCGCAUUGAACAGACAGAGAAGAAGAUGGCUGACCUGAAGGAGAACAUCGAGAGCGAGAUUCAGUCGGCGCACGACCAGUACCUGAAACUCGAGUCACAUAUCAAGCUGUACAUGACGGAGAUGGAGAAGUCUUUGUGA
This is a messenger RNA of Penicillium paradoxum, 1410 nucleotides long. It is a transcript of the gene nuf2, whose product is annotated as kinetochore-associated Ndc80 complex subunit NUF2. NCBI's taxonomy places the organism in Eukaryota, Fungi, Ascomycota, Eurotiomycetes, Eurotiales, Aspergillaceae. The transcript has 4 exons. Gene Ontology annotation, biological process: mitotic spindle organization; attachment of mitotic spindle microtubules to kinetochore; kinetochore organization. The coding region runs from base 1 to 1410 and encodes 469 amino acids. Gene Ontology annotation, molecular function: protein-containing complex binding. The record is from RefSeq and is a predicted model, not a curated record. Gene Ontology annotation, cellular component: Ndc80 complex; kinetochore.